Molecule: messenger RNA, 425 nt
Organism: Solanum stenotomum
Lineage: Eukaryota; Viridiplantae; Streptophyta; Magnoliopsida; Solanales; Solanaceae
Exons: 2
Coding region: 1-273 (90 amino acids)
Source: RefSeq, a predicted model, not a curated record
AUGGAGGCAUCAAAGAAGCUUGUUGCAAUGUUUCUCGUAUGCAUCGUUAUGAUUUCUUCAUCUGUACACGUCUCCAUGGCUGAUGGAGAAAGUAACGCAGAAAAAUUUAAAAAAGCAUUUAACGCUGUUGCAACUGAAUACACAGUUUGUUACAAUAUUUGUCAAAAAGUAUGCUCCGAUGCAGGAUUUGGUUACACACAUUGUGAGAUGAAGUGCGAUGAAGAUUGCACAGCUAAAUUGCUCAAAGAGAGACUCCAAAACAUGAAGAAUUAAAGCCUUGGAAAUGGACCAAAGGAUGCAAAUGUAGGGGAAGGAAAGAAAAUAAAAGUAAAAUAGUGGUUUUUAAAAUUUUAUUUCAACUAAUUCAUUAAUUUACCACUGUAUUUGUAAAUUUUAAGAUUCAAUAAAAUUGUUUCUUUCUCUAA